This is a messenger RNA of Octopus sinensis (East Asian common octopus), 1113 nucleotides long. Its product is annotated as GATA zinc finger domain-containing protein 14-like. Lineage: Eukaryota; Metazoa; Mollusca; Cephalopoda; Octopoda; Octopodidae. The transcript is spliced from 2 exons. The record is from RefSeq and is a predicted model, not a curated record. The annotation marks the transcript as partial.
AACACCAACAACAACUCCAACAACAACACCAACAACAACUCCAACAACAACACCCACAACCACACCAACAACCACACCAACAACCACACCAACAACCACGCCAACAACCACGCCAACAACAACGCCCACAACCACACCAACAACAACACCAACAGCAACUCCAACAACAACCCCCACAACCACACCAACAACAACACCAACAACAACACCAACAACCACGCCAACAACAACGCCCACAACCACACCAACAACAACACCAACAACUCCAACAACAACGCCAACAACCACACCAACAACAACACCAACAACCACGCCAACAACAACACCAACAACCACGCCAACAACAACACCAACAACCACGCCAACAACAACGCCCACAACCACGCCAACAACAACACCAACAACAACUCCAACAACAACGCCCACAACCACACCAACAACCACACCAACAACCACACCAACAACAACACCAACAACCACGCCAACAACAACACCAACAACCACGCCAACAACAACCACACCAACAACCACGCCAACAACCACGCCAACAACAACGCCCACAACCACACCAACAACAACACCAACAACAACUCCAACAACCACACCAACAACCACGCCAACAACAACGCCCACAACCACACCAACAACAACACCAACAACAACUCCAACAACAACGCCCACAACCACACCAACAACCACGCCAACAACAACACCAACAACCACGCCAACAACAACGCCCACAACCACACCAACAACAACACCAACAACAACUCCAACAACAACGCCCACAACCACACCAACAACAACACCAACCACACCAACAACAACUCCAACAACAACAACUACACCAACAACCACGCCAACAACAACGCCCACACCCACACCAACAACCACACCAACAACCACACCAACAACCACACCAACAACAACACCAACAACAACUCCAACAACAACACCAACAACCACACCAACAACCACGCCAACAACAACACCAACAACAACACCAACAACCACACCAACAACCACACCAACAACCACACCAACAACAACACCAACAACAACUCCAACAACAACGCCCACAACAACGCUCACAACCACACCAACAACAACACC